AUGGGUGACUGGAGCUUUCUGGGGCGGCUGCUGGAGAAUGCUCAAGAACACUCCACUGUGAUUGGAAAGGUUUGGCUGACCGUCCUCUUCAUCUUCCGAAUCUUGGUGCUGGGUGCAGCAGCCGAGGAAGUCUGGGGUGAUGAGCAAUCUGACUUCACCUGUAAUACCCAACAGCCUGGUUGUGAGAACGUCUGCUAUGACGAGGCCUUCCCCAUCUCCCACAUCCGUUUCUGGGUGCUGCAGAUCAUCUUCGUCUCCACGCCUACCCUCAUCUACCUGGGACAUGUGCUGCACAUUGUCCGCAUGGAGGAGAAGAGGAGGGAAAGGGAGGACGAGCUCAGAAAGGCAGGACGGCACCAGGAGGACCAUGACCCCCUGUACCACAAUGGAGUUGGAGAUGGAGGUGGUGGUGGGAAGAAGGAGAAGCCACCAAUCCGUGACGAGCAUGGGAAGAUCCGGAUCCGUGGGGCAUUACUGAGGACCUACAUCUUUAACAUCAUCUUCAAGACCCUGUUCGAGGUGGGCUUCAUCCUGGGACAGUACUUCCUCUAUGGGUUCCACCUGAGGCCGCUCUAUAAAUGUGGUCGCUGGCCCUGCCCCAACAUUGUGGACUGCUUCAUCUCCAGGCCUACUGAAAAGACAAUCUUCAUCAUCUUCAUGCUGGUGGUUGCCUGUGUGUCUCUGCUCCUUAACAUGCUGGAGAUCUACCACCUGGGCUGGAAGAAAGUGAAGCAGGGGGUCACCAAUGAGUUUGUACCUGACAGUGAUUCACUGAUGAUGGGUGCAGAUGAGCCUGGAGACGCGGAGACGAUUCCUGAGCAGACCGCUCCGUCAGUGCUUGACUGUUUGCCGGCGUAUGCCAGGGUGAGUGUAGUGGGGGCAGAUGGAGGAUCCUACAGUACAACUGAGGUCUCCUUAAACCCUAACAUGGCAAACGCCCCUGUCAAGAUGGACGGCACAGCAUUCCACCCAGAUGACUUCCUGUCUUCCUCUUAUUAUGGCAGCGGUGACAAAGGGAGCAGUGGGAGCCGUGGGCAGCUGACGCCGGUGGAGCAGAACUGGAGCAACAUGGCGCUGGAGCUCAACAAUCUGGAUGGAAAAAACUCCUCCUCCUCAUAUCCGCCUCCUCUUCCUUCUCCUCCCAUCUCCAACUCCUCCUAUCCACAUGAGGAGACAAAUCCACCACCUCCUCAAGGGGAGCAACACUCCACAUAUCCUACACUUCCUCGUAAUACCCCUCUUUACCAGCCCUCAGAGGCGCCGAUGGAUGAGGAAAACACGGCACCGUGUACACUCCCAUAUGACGACUUCACAGUGGUUACCAAAGCGGAGAUGCAUCAGCCUCCUGCUGCCACGGCGACAGACAUCCGGAAGCCAAGACGGGCCAGCAAGAGCAGCAGCGUCCGAGCACGCCCUGAUGACCUGGCAGUGUAG
Molecule: messenger RNA, 1434 nt
Organism: Scomber japonicus (chub mackerel)
Lineage: Eukaryota; Metazoa; Chordata; Actinopteri; Scombriformes; Scombridae
Product: gap junction alpha-3 protein-like
Exons: 3
Coding region: 1-1434 (477 amino acids)
Biological process (GO): cell communication
Cellular component (GO): connexin complex
Source: RefSeq, a predicted model, not a curated record